AACGAAGUGAUGUCGAUGCCAAGUGGAGAAAAGUCCCGACCUGCCCAGACCGGAGGUCCUACUUCUUGUGGUAAGUGGCUUAUUAACUUAUCGAGAGGCUCAAUCAUAAUAGACUCCUCCGUGCAACGAGGCUGAAAGCCUGAAAUCAUCAGUGUCGAGAAUCAAGAUGGGGUCUCCCACGAACAAUCAGGUUCGACCGCAAUCUCAUGCUGAAUCGGCUGAUGCUUACCCUAGCCUCAAGUAUUGUGUCUCGGUGUCUGGUAAUUAUCCAGUUACCUCUUUUUACACUAAUGCCUUCGUAUCUUUGGUGUCCAUUUUGUUGCCUGCCUUGACAACCGACGGUUCAUCAUGGAUUAUUAUCGGUUUGAGGACUAACGCUGUCCAGAUACCCGCCGCGUACUUUGUCUACUGUGUACCUAUGCUCCAACUCGGUGCUCUAUCCCAACGGAUCAUCGGCCGUUCGGGCGCGGCUGCCGCUGAGACUGGACGGAGCAACGACAUUCAUUACAUAUGGAAACCUCACGAUGCAAUCGAUCAAUACCUCGAUGGCCCGUUUUCGGUGUUUCGUUUGAAACAUUCGAAACACCUGCGACGAUGGUGAGGAGGUCUGGCUCUGCUUGUUUCCCGAACUUGCAGCAGCCCUCUUGACCCCGGUUUCCGCCUUUCCCUUUCGUGGGCAAUAGUGUACGAGUACAAUGUGUAAGUCUGGGUACCUAAUACGCUAGCGCAAAGCAGGCCAGCCAAGAGUACAGUAACACGUUCCCUGGCGGCGUUGCAACGCAACAAGUCACGGC
Canariomyces notabilis is the source of this 794-nucleotide messenger RNA. RefSeq lists its product as uncharacterized. The transcript has a single exon. The coding region runs from base 167 to 601 and encodes 144 amino acids. The record is from RefSeq and is a predicted model, not a curated record. NCBI's taxonomy places the organism in Eukaryota, Fungi, Ascomycota, Sordariomycetes, Sordariales, Chaetomiaceae.